AUGGGCUUUUUCGACCACCUCCAGAAAGGAGGGGCUUUUUCGCUACAGGCGAAGAAGACUCAGGUUCGCAAGGUCGUUCAAACGAAACCGGCUGCCCCAACAAGACCUCCCGCACAAACUCCCGAUUCACGAUCUCCUCGAGUCCAGUCCUCGUCAGAACGGAGCCGCAAGACGCACGCGCUCAAAGCCCGAUCGGUUUCGAGUGAUGUCGACGCCCGCCUCUCCAAGCGGCUGACAACCCCCAGUCGCACACGGAAACGACCGACUCCUGAGACGCGGCUCUCUAGCGACGACGACGACGAUGUCAGUGACAGUGAUACUUCCUUCGAGGUGCGCAAGCGCGCUCGCACAAGCGCCAGCGCGGAGCCCGAUCCAGAGCGGCGUAUUCGUUCCGUAAAGGCCUUUUCAGAUGAAGGAAGCCGGCCUUUCAAAAUGGUACACGCUGCCGACAUUACAUCUGGUCAGAAGGCUGGUAAAUUCAAGCCGGCCUUUGGCGCAGCGAGCAAGCCGAAGGAAAUUCUUCUACAGUAUCCCAGUGCUUCACAAAAAGAAAGAUUCGACUCCAUGGUACCCAAAGACAACGAUGAUUUCCGGCCCAUCGACGAUAUUGUCCAAGUGAUCGAGACUGUGGUCGACAAUUACAUCCCGAGCGAAGAGGCCGAAGAAUUUCUUGACGAAACUACUGGCAUCAGGCGGAGGCUGCGCCGGGCGUUGGCCGUGACGUCGGAGACACAGUUCCGUGAGGCUGUGGAUGAUUAUAACAUGGCGGUCGAGCGGUUGAGGCUUAGCGGAAGCCUCACGAAGACUUUGGAUGCGACUCAGCGUAUUAAUCUACCAUGGGUAGAGCGAAUUCUCAACCAGACCUAUGCCCGCACGGUAUCCCCUCGAGUUGAGUCUUUGCGGCAAUACGAGAAUGGCACGGAUAACGUCUAUGGUGAACUUCUCCCUCGAUUCAUCAGCAACAUCUUCAAGGAAACGAAGUUGAAGUCGGGUCAAGUGUUUGUCGACCUUGGCUCCGGUGUUGGCAACGUUGUCCUGCAAGCCGCACUUGAAAUCGGCUGUGAGAGUUGGGGUUGUGAGAUGAUGGCCAAUGCAUGUGAUUUGGCCGAGUUGCAACAGGCCGAGUUCAAGGCCCGUUGCCGACUUUGGGGAAUCGCACCUGGCAAGACACAUCUUGUUCGAGGCGACUUCCUCGAGCAGGAGAGCAUCGUCAAUGUGCUGAAGCGGGCCGACGUGGUGCUUAUCAAUAACCAGGCAUUUACGCCUCAGCUCAACAAUGAGUUGAUCAACCAUUUCCUCGAUAUGAAGGAGGGAUGCAAGAUCGUCUCACUGAAGUCUUUUGUCCCUGCCGGCCACAAGAUUCAGUCUCGUAACCUUAACUCUCCUAUCAACCUCCUGAAAGUCCAGCAAAAGAACUAUUGGUCUAAUAGCGUUAGCUGGACCGACGUUGGAGGCACAUACUUUAUUGCCACCAAGGAUAGUUCACGCUUGAAGGCUUUCAUGGACGACUCUUUUUGA
Penicillium cataractarum is the source of this 1518-nucleotide messenger RNA. RefSeq names its product histone methyltransferase DOT1 (gene dot1). The record is from RefSeq and is a predicted model, not a curated record. Gene Ontology annotation, cellular component: nucleus; nucleosome. Gene Ontology annotation, biological process: subtelomeric heterochromatin formation; DNA repair; regulation of transcription regulatory region DNA binding. The transcript has 2 exons. Bases 1 to 1518 code for a protein of 505 amino acids. Gene Ontology annotation, molecular function: histone binding; histone H3K79 methyltransferase activity. NCBI's taxonomy places the organism in Eukaryota, Fungi, Ascomycota, Eurotiomycetes, Eurotiales, Aspergillaceae.